Neoarius graeffei (lesser salmon catfish) is the source of this 1495-nucleotide messenger RNA. It is a transcript of the gene ndufs3, whose product is annotated as NADH:ubiquinone oxidoreductase core subunit S3. Bases 32 to 805 code for a protein of 257 amino acids. The transcript has 8 exons. Gene Ontology annotation, molecular function: NADH dehydrogenase (ubiquinone) activity. The record is from RefSeq and is a predicted model, not a curated record. Lineage: Eukaryota; Metazoa; Chordata; Actinopteri; Siluriformes; Ariidae.
AGCGAAGAAGAGUCUGAUCGAUUAAUUCAAGAUGGCGGCUUCCUUACUGAGGUUCACCCGCGGGGCUUUAGGUAGAACCUUGAACGCUGCGAGUUGGAAUGCUGCACUGAUCCCAGCACGUUCUGAAGCAACAGCAACUGAGACAAGACCUACAGUUAGGCCCAAGGAUGCAGUGACUCAUAAGCAACUGUCCCAGUUUGGGGAAUACGUGGCUGAAAUUCUUCCCAAAUAUGUGCAACAAGUUCAGGUGACAUGCUACAACGAGCUGGAGGUUAUGAUCCACCCAGAGGGAAUCAUACCUGUGUUGACUUUCCUUCGGGAUCACACCAAUGCCCAGUUCCGCAACAUGACUGACCUCACUGCAGUUGAUGUUCCAACUCGGCAAAACCGCUUUGAGAUUGUGUAUAAUCUGCUGUCACUGCGCUUCAACUCUCGCAUUCGAGUAAAGACGUACACAGAUGAGCUGACACCGGUUGACUCUGCUGUCCCUGUCCAUCAAGCGGCCAACUGGUAUGAAAGAGAGGUGUGGGACAUGUUUGGAGUUUUCUUUGCAAAUCAUCCGGAUCUGAGAAGAAUCCUAACAGAUUAUGGUUUUGAAGGCCAUCCAUUUAGAAAAGAUUUCCCGCUGUCUGGCUAUGUAGAGGUGCGCUAUGAUGAUGAGCUGAAACGGAUUGUUGCAGAGCCUGUGGAACUUGCACAGGAGUUCAGGAAGUUUGACCUGAACAGUCCAUGGGAGGCAUUUCCUACAUACAGGGAGCCCAAAGAUGCACCCAAACUAGAGGCUGGGGACAAACCUGCGAAGUAACGUCCUUUUAUUUCUGAUAGACCUCUCAAGCAUCUCAAUAAAGAAUGAAUUCCAAAAUAACUACUGUGCUUCCUCACGGACUUGUUCACAGCUUAGGCACUGUAAUGUCUCCCUGCCCCCAUGGUGCUAUUCUAUACAUAUCCCUGCCUGACACAAAUGCAAGUGUUGUGGUAGUAAAAAUACACAUUUAGAAAUCACAAGCGUAAAGUAACCAUUCAAAAAUUUUGCAGAAUUAGAAAUGCUUUAUAACCAAUAAAUGUGCCCUAGAAGCAUGGUGAUAGAAGCAGGAUACUGGCAAGUAGAAUACAGACCUCCAUUUAGACACAUGCAUUUAUGUUUAAAAUAAAAGUUAGAAUCUUUUAAUUCUUGAAUCUGAAUCUAAUUCUGUUAACUCUGGCUAGUUAAAGCAUAUACGCAGAGCCAUGGCCUCACUUUCGUUUAUGGGUGGUUGACAUGACAUGGCCUUUUUUUGGUCCAAUGUGUCAAAGAUAAGUAAAUUAUAGAAAAAUAUGUCAAAAACUGGUGAUAUUGUUCAGAAAGUGCUGUUUUAUAUGAACAUACACAGCAUUCAUGUGAUUUCAAUUUUCCAUUUUUUCACAAUUUUCAACCAAACCAGAAAAAGCUCAUAUGGCGUGACUGUCCCAAGCACAUUUCACAAAGUUUGAUUUUGAAUAAAAACAAAAAAAUGAA